UGUGAUACUUCAAUUUUAUUAGAGCGUUUAUGAAUCACGUGAUGCACCUCCUCGCCUAAUACGAUCGUCAGAGGGCAGUAUGUAAUAUUGUAUUAAUGUAAUGUUACGACGAAUGGUGCUGUGGGGAAUAUUUCUUUGAGGAAUUUUUGAUGUGCAAAACUUGCAAUGAAUGCCAUUCAACCACUCAUUGAUAAAGCAAGUGAUCUUAUAAAGAGAGCAGAUUAUCUUGAAUUAAAGAAACCAUCUAUUAAAAGCAUACCAAAGUUCAUCAGAAAAGUUAAAGCAGAGCUCAACUUUCUUCUAGCUUUGGAGAAUAGAAAUGUGCCACCUAAGGACAACCAGCUUCAGAGCACCAACCUCACCCAUCUGGAGACCGUCCUAAGUGCCGCUGAAAGCCUCCCUGACGUCACAGACAUCUUUUGUCAUAAACACUACACAGAUGAUUAUGAAUUCAAAAAAACACUGGGUGUUGAUAUCAUCUCAAAUAAUGGUGCAGUCUGGGUGAAGGUCACAGCAAGGAAAGGUCAUGCACUUCACCGCAUCUGGGAAGGUGAGGGUGACUAUGGUGAUAAAGAUAUAGUUGAACAAGCGCUGGAGUAUAAGAAGGUAGCAUCUGAACAUCCAAUCAAAUUCAUCGUACCUCAAGUGCAUGUCAUAUUUUUCAACGGCGUUACUUCUGCAAUCCAAGGAGAGUUACACUCUGUUGGCAUAGCAACACAUGGUCAUGUGCUUGAUGAUGCAGACGAUCAUAGAAAUGAUACAGUUCCCUCUUUUGAUUGGUCAGUUUUAAAAGAGCUGAAAGUCGUGACUGAAAACGACCCGCGUCAAAAUAAAGUGAAUUUGGACGUGACAACAAUGAUUGCACUAACCAGCAAUCUCACUCAUGAUGGAUGCUGGUAUAGUUACCCAGAAUGCAACCCCAUUAACAAGCAGGCACUGGAGGAAAGGCAGCGCCCCCAAUUGACCUGCCUGUACAAUUUCAUGAAAGGUAAAAGACUAUUUGCUUGUAAGACAGCUGUAGAGGGAUUUAAGGAUAAUGUAAACACUGUAGGAGGUCCAACUGAACAAGCCAGAGCUGAAAGACUGCUGUCAAAAGUAACUGUCAUGGAUGACUGUAUAUCAACAAGAACACAGGAGCACAUCUGGAGCAACAAAAUCAAGGAGAGGUCAAAGAUAAUAUUCGGGACUGGUGAUUUUUAUGAGAUGGUGACGCUGUCAGCCAACGCUUCAUUUGUUCGCUCGGCAAACAAACAUAACGUAUUGUAUGCGGUGGAAAUCCACCAAUCACGGGCCUUCACCGAGCAGAAGGAGAAGGAGAUAAAUUCCAUGGCGGUGGAUAAAAAGGAUUUAUUCAGUAGGAUUACCCUAGAACAUAUCCUAAAAGAUGUACUUAAUCCAAGGUGAUUAUAAUCUGUGGUUAAUCAACAAAUGCUACCUUUAAUACAGACCAACCAAUUCAGGAAUGUAGCAUGAUUGGCCAGUGGAAAAAUGGAUUAAAUUAAUUGGAUCUACAAAACAUCCUAGAUUAUUUGCAUAAUCCAAGCUGAGCUAAUCCCAACUAAUCCAAGAAUGCUACCUGGGAAUGAAUAAUCAUUACGUGCCAGAAGAAAUCAAUAUGAUUUAAUGCAGAAAAGACCUUAAAUUAUACUUUUUUUUUCAGAAAAUUAUAUACUAUUUGAAUUAAUAUAUUUAAUAUCACACUUAAUUGAGUUUUUAAAAAUGAGCAAUUUGUUAUCACAUUGUUAAGUUUUACAAUAAUGUUCAGAACAUAUAAUUAAAAAAAAAAAAAAAUUAUUAAGAAAAUUGUUACCAGCACAUAAAUAAUGUAAAUUAGUUUUUUAUUGUUAUUGUUGCUGUUAUUGUUAUUAAUAUUACAUAUUUUUUAUUACAGUGAUAUUUUUAUCAUUGUUGCUUUAAUAUCAUUUGAUCUGAACAUAAUGUCUAUAUUUAAUUAAACACUAAGCAAUUUAUUUUAUUUAAAUACAAAAAGGGUAUAAUAUUUGUAAUUCCAAUGGGUACAGAAAAUGUGACUUCUACUUCUACGCCCCAUUUCCUAUCGAUAUGAAUGUAAAAAUGACCUACUAUUUCCUUUAUUUUUAAUCACAGCUCUGUCGCUCUUUGCCAAUGUUUUUUCCUUAGAAUAAGAAACCUAUUGAGCCCUUAUUUUGAAUUGCCAUUCUUAUUCGGGUAUAGCGUGUCCCCAUUAAAUACAAUAUAUUGGGUCAAAUUUGGAAAUGGGCUUAUAAUACCUCCGGAGCCUUCCAAAUUUAGGUGAGGCCUCACAGGUGAAUCCUGCCUAAUGCUUAGGUCUAAGUGGCCUAGGAAAGCCUAUCUUGAAAUUUAAUUCUAAAUUUAAGUGCAAUUUAUUUUAUACUUGAUUUAUUAUACUGUCUGAAUUAAACCUCUGAGGUGAGGUGCUGGGCUUACAGUAUACACAGGAAAUUUGUAAAUACAUUUAAAAUACUAAAGUUUAGUCAUGGCCAUAUAUAUUUAGUAACUACAUUAAUGGUAAAAGACCUAUGGAGAUUUUUAACACUAAGCAUAGAAAUAAAUGAUCAGUUUAUUGCAUACCGUGUCUAGACUCUGACAUAGAAAAUAGUAUGUCUAGCGCCCUCUUUUGAAAAUAUAUUCGAUUUGUACAGUUUUGUGUUAGAGAAACAUUAAAGACUUAUUUUUAUAAGAAAAAAAUUAUUCAACUAAAUUAUACCAGAAAAUAUCUACUUGUUUUAUGUGAAAGAAUAAAAGUACAGAUUAAAGUUAAA
Messenger RNA from Anneissia japonica, 2762 nucleotides. Its product is annotated as UPF0415 protein C7orf25 homolog. NCBI's taxonomy places the organism in Eukaryota, Metazoa, Echinodermata, Crinoidea, Comatulida, Comatulidae. The transcript is spliced from 8 exons. The record is from RefSeq and is a predicted model, not a curated record. Bases 166 to 1404 code for a protein of 412 amino acids.